This is a messenger RNA of Frankliniella occidentalis (western flower thrips), 1018 nucleotides long. Its product is annotated as zinc finger protein 157-like. The transcript has 3 exons. Gene Ontology annotation, biological process: regulation of transcription by RNA polymerase II. The record is from RefSeq and is a predicted model, not a curated record. Bases 1 to 1011 code for a protein of 336 amino acids. Gene Ontology annotation, molecular function: DNA-binding transcription factor activity; RNA polymerase II cis-regulatory region sequence-specific DNA binding. NCBI's taxonomy places the organism in Eukaryota, Metazoa, Arthropoda, Insecta, Thysanoptera, Thripidae.
AUGGACGCUAAUGCAUCCCUACUUGCACCCGCUGACCCCGGCACAGCGAGAGAGACAGCGCCCACAGACCGCCCUCCGCAGCCCACUAGUCAACUGCACGAGGUGAAGCUGGAUGCCGCGGACGAGAAGACCUCGCUCCACGAGGAGCUCAAUCUGAACGACGAUGGCCCAGAAGGACUCCGGCCCACCGAGAGGACCGACGCCCGCAGAGACCGCCCUCCGCGCCACAGCGACCCACUCUACCGGGCAGAUCAAGUUGACCAGGACGAGAAGGUCACACCGCACCAUGCAGUGACUGUGACCGACGGUGCGGAAAGUUCGGGCAGCGGCGAGGACGGCCAGCUUCUGGUGGCGGGAAGCUACUCGCUCCGCGCCGGCCAGAGCUACGCGAGCCGGGACGGAGGAGAAGGCGGACACCGGGACGACGAUGAUCUCGAGCAGCACCCUGAAAGCAACGGCGAGGACGGCGAGGACGGCGAGGCCCUGCAGCAGCAACCCGAGGAUGGCGGCCAGGAGUCUGCUGGCGAGGCGGAGGCGGCCGGGGACAGCAGCGGUUCAGAGCAGCCGAAGGACCAAGUGCAGCGGAAGCGGAGGAACCGAUUGCCAACAGGGCGUGUUCACGGCGGACAAGGGUCGUACAAGUGUAAUGAGUGCCAAAGGUGUUUUAAAAGGAAAAAUGAUCUUGCUAAGCACGUCAAGACGCACACUGGUAAGAGAUCAUAUGAAUGUGACAUUUGUCACAAGCGGUAUAGUAGUCAAGGUAAUCUUGUGACGCACGUCAGAACCCACACUGGUGAAAAACCAUAUGAAUGUGACUUUUGUAAUAAGCAUUUUGCCCAGAAAGGUGAUCUUGCUAAGCACGUCAGGACCCACAGUGGUGAAAAACCAUUUGAAUGUGGCACUUGUCAUAAGCGUUUCAGCCGGAAAUAUAUUCUUGAUAUUCACAUCAAAACUCACACUGGCGAGAGACCAUAUGAAUGUGUCAUUUGUCACAAGCGGUUUAUAAAUUAAAGUAAUC